This is a messenger RNA of Mytilus californianus (California mussel), 8466 nucleotides long. Its product is annotated as protein unc-79 homolog. The record is from RefSeq and is a predicted model, not a curated record. The coding region runs from base 55 to 7098 and encodes 2347 amino acids. The transcript is spliced from 51 exons. Gene Ontology annotation, molecular function: protein binding. NCBI's taxonomy places the organism in Eukaryota, Metazoa, Mollusca, Bivalvia, Mytilida, Mytilidae.
AAGAUGCCGAGAUUAAAUGUAUGCAAGGCAUUAUAUUAAUAAAAACUCAACAACAUGACUACCAGAGCAGCAACUUUUACAUCCAAAAUAAGAAACUUGAAAGAUUACAGAUCUCGUUUGAUAAAUAAUGUACAGCCAUUACCAGCUGGAAAUGAAAUUGAAAAUACACUGAAAUAUUUCUCACAGACAUUGCUAAGUGUGCUGAAAGAUGUACCCAACAUUCCAGCUGAAAGUUAUGGUCCAAGACAAAGGGACAGUGUUAGACUCUCAGUGUUUCCCAACCUGAACUACACAGGACUUUAUCAUGCUGUUCUGGAUAUGAUAGAGUUAGUUCCCACUAUGCAAAUAAGGCAGUUGGAAGUUGGAGAAAAUGUAUUGAAAGUUUUAGGUUGUCUUGUUCCGUUCCUUGAGCAUGACUUAUUAGAUUCUCUCCCUUACACUGUGGCAUCUACCCUUGCUAUAUUUCCUCCUACAUUACACAAAGAAACUAUUGACCUAUUGUGUAGUAAUAUGUUACCGAUGACACUAGGGUAUGAUGGAGGAUUUGAACCUACCUAUGCCAGUGAGUCAGCUGCAGCAAUUAUAACAAUGGUUCUGCAGCACACAGAUAAUGGUUCAUAUCACUCACAGAUACUAGAAUGCUUCAUGAGUAUCAAGAGAGAUUUAGUUAAGGAUAUACUGAGUAUUAUAGCAUAUGGACCACCAUCUGCCAGAGCUCCUGCAGCUAAUCUUCUGUUCUACUACUGGCCACAAUUAAACCCUGCAUUAUCUGAUAGGAGAGGAAUACAUUAUAAAUAUAUUGCAUGGCCACCAGUUCUUUGUCAGAGGAGAGGAUGUGUAAACAAUGGAAAUUGUCAAGCUGUUAAGAUGUGUUUGAAUCCAGCUUUAGCAAUACAUUCUGGAGACAAGCCUCCACCACUUUAUAUCUGUAGUGACUGUGCUGACGUUCUCAGGAAAGAUCAUAGUGAAUACAUGACGGACAUAUUAUUACCUAUGUCACAUGUGUCUACCAUAUGUGAAAAUAAGAACUGUAGAGCAGGAGAGACCCUUGCAGUAUGUACCUGUUUCUCUAUAGAAUGUGCCAGUUAUAAUGGUAAUAGACCAAUCCGUUACUGUCAAAUAUGUCAUGAAUCUCGUCAUCUUACUCCCAAGGGAAGAAAACAUGUGUAUCAUCUUAGUAUACCAGAGAUCUGGGAUUGUAGUCAACAGGUUCAGAGAUAUCUCAUGGAUGCUAUUACUAGCUUGUUAAAAGAAGCCCAGCCGAUUGAAUCAAAGAGAAUGGUAGAAAUGGGAGAAGAACAUCGAGCACAUGUAAGUGAUGAUGAUGAUUUGUAUGAGAUGGAGGAGGCUGGUGAGAGGAAGUUACUCAGUAGAUAUGGUAUAUGGUUACUGGUAGAACUUUGUAGACCUCAAGAAGAUAUACCUAUAGAAGUACUUGGACGUCUGCUUGGGAUGUUGUUUCAGUGGUUUGAUGCUACAGCAUAUCUUCCUGACGACAAUAUUGGAAAUGCUCUAGAAAGACUAAAGCCAGAUUACAUUUAUGACUGGCUUGAGGAAGUAUCCAAAACUCACUUUGAAGUCAUAGUAUCCUGCUUACUCCCCCAUCCUGUAGAGUAUUCCAGAGUUGGUGGAUUCUGGGAUUAUAUAACAAAUAGAACAACACAGAUUAAAGAAGGACUGAAUUGUUUCUUUUGUUUGGUUCCUUAUGAUAUCAUUACAUUUGAAAUUUGGGAUUAUGUGAUGCCAUAUUGGUUAGAAGCAAUAAGAACUGAAGUUCCAGCAGAGGAUUUACAUGAACUGAAAGUUCUGUUAAGUAAAUCAUUUGACAUUGACAUGUGUCCACUGCCCUUUACUCUGGAGAAGAUGUACUGUUUUAUAUCAGAAAGAUUUACAGAUCCUAGUGCUUAUGUACAAGAACAAGCUUUACAGUGGUUACAGAUCUUAUCAACACUCGAUAUCAUUAUUCCAAUGCAUAUGCUUCUUGGGAUGUUUCUGAGUGGUGUACAGAAUCUCCAUGUUGAAAAUACUGGUCCCAUACCAGAGAGACCCCUUAAGAAACCAGAAGGAGCUAUGGGUCAUCAGACUGUAUUUCCAGGCUCUCCAACACAAGAGAAACCUCCACCAUUGAGUCCUGAGAAAACACAUGUAGUUGUAGAGGCUUAUGAGGUUUAUGAGAGGGAGACUGAGCUUGUAUUACCAUGCUAUAUCAUGAUGCUAGAUUUAUAUUUGAAAGAGCUUGAGCUCCAGGAAUUUCCCAAGUACCUUGGUAUCUAUAAUGAGACCAGUAAACAGGUAAUGCAGAUGAUAGCUGUCAUGUUAAAAGAAGACCUUGAUGGAACUCACACUUGUUCUGAUGACCAGCAACAAGCCUGUAACUUCUGCCACAAUAUUGCAUUGUGGCACCAAUUGAUGUCCCAGGUUAUGUGUAACUUUUGUCCCAGGGAUCCUGCUAAGAUUCCAACCAAAGAAGUCCCUCGGGUAGAGGAAGUGAAACAAGUCUCAUCUAACUCACAGUCAAGGAAAAAUUCAACAUCAACAGAGGAAGAUGAUUCUGAGGAGAAAGAGAAAUCAGAGCCAAAAUUUGAUAUUAAAGCCAUGCCACUGCAUCUUCAGUUGUAUCAUGCCUUCCUGCUUGAAUUAGAGAGGACAACAGAUACAGAUGCUUCCUACUCUUUGCUGACAUCAAUGAAAUAUCUUAUACUUCAUGCUGAAAGUCUAAACUACACUGUUAACCAGUAUCCUAAUUAUGUCAAGUUUUCCCUAGUAAGACAUUUGAUACCAAGCUUGUGGAAAUGCCUGAUAGCUCAACAUUCACAGCUAGCAUUUAUUGCUGUCCCAUUACUGGUUCACUGUCUUACCUUACCUACUGGUGCUGAUAUCUGUUGGAAAAUUGUUGAAGAUGCAUAUACUAGUGAAGACUGGAGAGUUAGAUUUGCUGCUGUUGAGAAAGUGACAGUUCUGUGUCGACUGCUUGAUUUAGAUUCUAUCUCUCACAAUCAAGUAUUACAAACAGCAUUAGCUCAUGCCUUCUGUUUACUGAUUGGUUCAUUAGAGGAUAUGAAUUCUGCUGUAGCACAGAGAGCAGUACAAUAUCUAGAGACUAUCAAAACAUCAUCUAUCAGAUGUCUUUGCCGAUGUCUGGAGUUUCAGUUUGAUCAUGUGAUUAGCGACAGAAUAAUGAUUAUCCAGAGGAUGAGACUCUUAUCCAAUGUUCUACAGGAUGACAAGAUUCUUACAUGGGACUUUUUUCUAAGCAGAUUAGAUACUUUGUCCUUGGAGGCACAAAUUGACCUUGAAAACAGUGACAUAUUCAGUGCUGAUAGAGAAAAUGAAUCAUUUUUAAAGAAGUUAAACCGUGCAAGAUUUGCUCUUGCCAGGACAGACAGUAUUCGUUCUGUAAGUCAGAGCUGUAAACCCCCAUAUAGACGUGCUGUAUCUGUUCCCAUGCAUCUUGUCACAAGAACAGCUCCACCUAAACAGAAAUUAGCACAGCGUAGACGUAAAUUGCUAGAAUAUUUUGAUUUAGAGAGACAGAAGUCCUGUAUUAGACAGCAUUCAGCUCCACAUUUUAACCUGGGCAGAAGAAUGACUAAGAUGAAUUUUGGGGCUUUCAGUAAUGUGUUUCCAGGAAAUGUGAAGGAGUUUUCCGAUGAGGACAGUAAUUUUACAGCAUUGUUACAGAAGGCUAUGGAUAUGGAUGGUGUGGACAGAGAUACAGUUUCCCAACUAGUAGCUCUUCUGAUGAAGUUUAUGGUCAGCUGUGAUAUAAAUGAAGAGGACAAGAGCAAUAUGAAAACACAGAAUGUUGUACUACGUCAUUUGAAUAUACUGCUAGGCUACAACCAGACAGAGAAAUCCUUCACUGUACCUCCACAUAAACUCAGAACGUCAGCUGUAUUCAAUUCUUUCCUGAGUGGAGUUCCAUUCGUUUUGGAUCGAAACUUCAAACUUGGAAAUCAGAUCCUUCCAAUAACGUUAUUACUGCUGCAGCAUGGACCAUCUCCACAGAGAUAUGCCAGUGAUUAUCAACCUCCUAACUAUACCCUGUGGUACCUGGAACCUCACACACAAAUAUCCUGGCUGACUACACUGCUAGUUAUACUGUAUAAAUAUCAGUUCUAUACCUCUCCUGUAUCAGCCAUUAUACAAACAUUGAUUAGAAUUGUCAUCAAUACAGUAGAUGCUCAACACCAUAGAUGUAAAAAGUCACACGAGGAAGGAUUUAUACCACCUAGUCCCACUAUACUGAGGAGUAGAGAGCCAAGUAAAUUGAAUGACCUAGAAAACAUCCAGGAAACAGAUACACCUCCAUCAAGUCCUAAAAAUUUAAAUGAUACUGUUAACUUUAGUCCUGAUGGUGGUGCUGUUCAUUUUAAAAAGGGUGAUAAAGUGUCUCCAAUCAGAGAACAGGUGAUUGAGGAAGCCAUGGAAACCCCAAAACGUCCUCUCACAAGAGUUGCUAGGAAACCAAGGAGACUGAUAGAGUACAGUGAACCAAACAUGGAAGCAGCAAGGGAUAAUGUAGAGCGCAAAAAUGUUACAUCAGCAGUAGAUAUACCAAAGAAGAAGGAAGAACCAAAAGAUUCUUUUUCUACAUCACCUGCCAAAAUAGAAACAAGUCCAGUUGAUGACAACACCAAAACAACUUCUGUAGAAAAAGUAAUGGCCAAAAAUUUACAGGAAUUCUCUAGGCAACCAGAGAAAGGUGUUGGAAAAAUCAAAUCAGUGGUACCAGGAGAUGGAAUUAGGGUAACCUGUCCUCCAGUGUUGUCGACUGGUGUAUCCAGUAGUGCUACAGACGUAUCAAGUUCAUGGACAGGAGUGACCUCAACUACAGACAUGAGCCAUGACUUGACCUCUGAACUUGAGAGUGCUGAUGACAGUGACAAGAAUCAGACAACCUCUGAUACAGAUUCAGAUAAACAUACUACAUCCAGGACUAGAACAGAAACCACAACUGAUGGAAAAGAUGAUCACGUUGAAAAGAAGAGUUCAAAGGGGAUGGGACCAAAACCUAACUUUAGACAAAGGAAGAAUAGGAAGACUGGUCUGACUACUGUAGAAUUACAGACCAUAUUUCCAGAACUAAAUGAACCUGUUCCAGAUGAAACGACCACUACUAAAUCAAGAAGAAGUAGAAAAAGCGAACUGCUGGCAAAGAAGACUGUGAAAAAACCAUCAGCUUCUAGAUAUGGUGAUAAUGUUAUGUUAGACAGAUGUGCUGAAUGUAGUGCUAUCCUGGAACAGUACGAUGAUGAUGUCAUUGGUUACUGUAUUGUUGUCUUGGCAACCUUUAUACACAGAGAGCCAUCAUUGGCUACACCACUACUGUUAGAAAUGUUACAGUGUGUAUCUAGGAUAGCAUCUAGCAGUCCAUAUGCCUGGCAAGCUGAAAGUAAUCUGAUGGUACCAGGUAAUAGUGUUAGCAUUGCCAGACAGUUCCUAAGAUGUGUCUUACAUCAACUGGCACCCAAUGGUAUAUUUCCUAUGUUAUUUCAAAGUAAUUUUGAAGAUACUUAUUUCUUCAAGACAAUGGCUACAGCUUUGGUAGAUUUUACAGAACUGACAUGUCAAGCACCAAUACAGUUUUUACUUGAGGGACUCAACAGUAGAAAGAAUUUGCCAUCAGACAACAUUAUGUUACUGAUGAACAACUUAUCUAUGUAUAUUAACUGUAUAUCCCUGGAGUCUUCAGCCCCAAUGUGGAAUAGUAUUAUAUGUCAGUUUGAUAUCUUCCUGAGGAAGCUACCAACAGUUUUACCAAAUCCAUGUGACAUGACACCAGUACUCAAAAUCAUAACAGCUAUAUUGAAAGUGUCUGGUGUCAGUACUGCAAGGUUUAUUCUUGAGCCAUUCUCCAAGUUGUUGAGUUUUGCCAUAGAGAACUGUAACUUUAAGUUACAACACAUGUUGGAUAUUUGUUCCCUUGGAAACAGAUCAUAUGUCAAGGAGAGGGACAAGUUAUACCUGACUAGAACAGUUGUGUUUGAAUUGGUCCAGGCAAUGAAGUUCAAGAUUAGUUUGCCUGAUGAAAAUUUCUUGUUGCUUGUACAGUUUGUAGUGUUAGAUGCAGGAGGGACCAUUGCAAAUACCAACAUUCUAGGUGAACAAGGAAUGUUAUACAUGACACAUGCCAACAUGUUAAUUAGCACUUGUGCAGCAGAAUCUAUGAGAGAUCAUCUUAAUGAAUGUCUGGAGUUUAUAUCUGACAUACAUACACUAUCAAAAGUCAAGAACAACUUGAAGAGUGGUAGUACUAGUUUAAAUGAAGAUACUUUAGGUAGUCAGCUAAAGUCAGGGAUGGCACAAUACAUAGCAUUAGAAAUCACUCGUGGGAACAACAGAGACACAAAUAGGGCAAUAAUUAGAUAUUUGCCCUGGCUAUAUCACCCACCAUCUACAGUUCAGCAGGGACCAAAAGAAUUUACAGAUUGUAUUGGCCACAUCAGGACUUUGUCCUGGCUUUUAAUUGGUUCUUUGACUCACACUGCCAUGACAGAGGGAGCAGCUCCUGUUUCCUGUUUACCAAUACCAUUGGAUGCCAGUAGUUAUGUUGCGGAACAUGUAUUGGUCAUCAUGACUGGGUUUGAUGAAAGGUCAAAGGAUUCUGUUCUUCACAUGAGCUCUCUGUUUCAUGCCUUCAUUCUAUGUCAAUUAUGGUCAAUGUAUUGUGAGUCUGCAGCUGCUCAACACCCAGUUACAUCAGAAAGUCAUCAGAUAGCAUCAUCUACUAUUAUGGACUUCUGGGCAAGGGUAACACCUGGUAUUCUACAGCUACUCUCUACACCAAAAGAGUUUUCUGAGAAAGUGAACCUACAUUUCUUAGGAUUGAUGGAAGCUUUAAGAGAAUGCAACUCUUCGGUAUUAGCUAAGCUGUUCCCAAUGUGGACAUCCAUUUUAUUCACUUAUCAUUCACAGUUACCAGGCCACUUACAAGUAAGACUUCAGUCUGUUGAGAACUGGGAACCACCUGCUCCAUCCAAUGAUAUGGCUCUUUUCAACUCUAGUGUGUUGUUGUCAUGGCUGAAACGUAUACAAUUCAAACUGGGACAGAAUGAAAUCCAGUCUUCUGCUGCUACACAGUUUUAUACAGUUUAGGAGCUUGUACAAACUGAUGGAUUGGAAAUCUGGAAAAAAAAUUGUCUGUUGUUAUACUGAUAUUUACAUCUUAGAUGGACAAAUGUGAAUUCAAAUUAUAUAAGUUAUAAUCUAUUACUUACCUCUGAAUAGUUGUUCACAGAUUAGUCCAACAGUACUGAAAGAACACAAGGAUUUAUUAAAAAAUCAUUGCCAAACUGUGUAGAUUUCAAGUUAAACAAUUACUGCUGGUACAAUACUAUAGUAUUACUAAACUUAAGAAAUCUGCAAAUUCAAACCAUCAUGUAGGUUGAAAAUCAAUUUAUAUAUUAUAUUACAAAGUGUAAGAGGCAUAUUUAUUAUCACUAGAUCAUCUAACACUCACAUAUUAUUUAAUGUGAGAUCUGUAUUUGGAAAUAAACAUCUAAACAUCAAUAUAAGGCAUACAAGUAAAGCAUGACAUUUAUCUCCUUUCGAUGUAAAGUUUUGGAUCAAAAGUUUCUUCUUUAGAUUGUAAUUACUGUUUAAAUGUACAGCAAUUAUAUCAGUCCAAGUGAUUGUUAAAGAUACAACUCAUCCUUUUAAAAGUUAACAUAAAAAAAAAGUAUUUUUUCCUCCUGAAUUGUAAAUAAUUUUGCAAAAUUUAUCUCUCCCCUGAAAAAAAAUCACAUACUGUAAAUUCAGAAAUUAUUGCGUGCAUUUAUAAUUGCGAUUUUAAGAGAAUGUACAAAAAUGCGAGAUUAAUUAUUGCAAUUUCAAGAAAAUAAGAAUGUGAGUUCUUAUUAUUGCAAUACUUAACCGGUUGCAUUUUUCACAUUAAUAAAAACCUCGCAAUAAUUUCUGAAUUUACAGUAUUUAUGAAGAGGUCAGAAAUUUCAGUAUUUUUUAAACAAAAGAAUAAUAUCAAUGUUUUGAACAAAUUCAUUUCCCAGAAAAAUUAAAUCAAAUUCUGGGUUUUGUCUUAACAUUUGCCAAUUUUUAAAAUAUAUGAAACUGACUUUUGAAAGAUGCAACAAAUACAACAUUGCAUCCUGGGACAAGAAAUUAGUUAUAAUCGUGUCUAUCUUCCAUAAGAAUUUAUUCUUAUAAUCAUGUGCAAUAAAUACAAGAUGGCACCCCAUGACAAGGAUUUAGUUGUAAUGGUGUCUACCUUCCAUGAGAAUUUAUUCUUUUAUUCAUGUGCAAUAAAUACAAACAAGUGCAAUAUUGAGAAGUAAGAUUUUAUAAAAUAGCAGAACCAAUUUGUUGUGAUUAAUUUAUUGACUGUGUAAUUAUUUGUGAGUUAUUUGAUUGUUAUUGUUGGUGUAGUUGUUUGUUAGCUGUGAUUUAGAUUAGUUAUGUUAUGUCUGAAUUAUUAAAGGCAUAUGAAUAAAAUGAUGUGUCAGCUAC